CGUGGGGUGGUCUAGCAGUGGCGGCCAUCUUUAUUUCUGGCAGAUCAGCUGAUGGGCACAAGCGGGCCCAACCUAGAGGGCAUAGUACCCUUUCGCACGGAGGACGCGAUGGCUCCCAAGAAACGCCCAGACACCCAGAAGACCCCCGAAGUGGUUGUGCGCCCCAAGAGCAGGAGGACCAGAAGCCCCUGGGAGCUGGAACCCGAGGCCAAGAAGCUCUGUGUGAAGGGCCCCGGUUCUAGCAGAAGAUUCGACUCAGGCUGCGUUUGGGCGGGGUUGGCUAGCCUGCAGGUCCCGCCAUCAUGCAUCAGCAUUGUCAGGGCCCUCCACCACCAUAAGCUGGGCAAAGCUGCCUGGCCAUCACUACAGCAGGGUCUCCAGCAGUCCUUUUUGCACUCUCUGGCUUCUUACCGGAUAUUCCAAAAGGCUGCCCCUUUUGACAGGAGGGCCACAUCCUUGGCAUGGCACCCAACUCACCCCAGCACCCUGGCUGUGGGUUCCAAAGGGGGAGAUAUCAUGCUCUGGAACUUUGGCAUAAUGGACAAACCCACCUUCAUUAAAGGGAUUGGAGCUGGAGGGAGCGUCACUGGGCUGAAGUUUAACCCUCUUGAUACCAACCAGUUUUUCACCUCCUCAAUGGAGGGAACAACUAGGCUGCAAGACUUUAAAGGCAACACGCUCCGAGUGUUUACCAGCUCAGACACCUGCAACGUCUGGUUUUGCAGCCUGGAUGUGUCUGCCAGAAGCCGAAUGGUGGUCACAGGCGACAAUGUGGGACAUGUGAUCCUGCUGAACAUGGACGGCAGGGAGCUUUGGAAUCUGAGAAUGCACAAAAAGAAAGUGACCCAUGUGGCCCUGAACCCAUGCUGUGAUUGGCUCAUGGCCACAGCCUCUGUAGACCAAACAGUGAAAAUCUGGGACCUGCGCCAGGUUAAAGGGAAAUCCAGCUGCCUCCACUCGCUGCUGCAUAGCCAUCCUGUCAAUUCAGCUUGUUUCAGUCCUGAUGGGGCCCAGCUCCUGACAACUGACCAGAAGAGCGAGCUCCGGGUUUACACGGCCUCCCAGUGGGACUGCCCCCCAAGCCUGAUCCCACACCCUCACCGCCACUUCCAGCACCUGACGCCCAUCAAGCCCAGCCUAUCGCCCUGCUGUUCUGCCCUCAAACCGCAGUUACCUGCUGACCUCAGCCUCCCUAAUGACUUCUCCUGUCUCAACCCGCGAGGCUUAUGGUCUUUUAAGUCUUCUGAACCCUUCCUGCCUGUGCCCCCAGGCAGCCUCAGCUCUGCCCAUUCCUCUGCUCUCCUGCCUUACGUUCUCUUUUAGAACCACAGCCCUUCUUCAGACCUCCAGGUUUCAUGCCUGUACUCCUUUCGUCAAGACAGCGUAGUGGUGGGGGCGCCAGCUUCAGGCAGGCCGGCAACCUCUGGUAGAAUCCCUGGGCAAGCUGCUUGAAUUUUGGAUCUCAGUUUCCUCAUCUCUAAAAAAGGAAUAAUAGUAUCUGAUAGGGUUGUUGGAAGAAUCAAUAUACCUAAAGCACAGGCCCAGUGCCUGGUAAGUACUACGUAAACAGUGAUAUUAGGGAUAUUAGGGAGGCUCCCACAUACCUCAAAUCCAACCCAACCUCUUAAGAACAAGCUUUCUUCACUGGCUGGUCAUUGACGCAUGUGUCAUCUCCCACUUUGUAACCAGCCAGGCCAAUUUCCAGCUUCCCAGGUGGGCUUGUGGCUUACAUCCAAGCCAUGGCAUGUACCACUGUGUCCCUGCCACUAACUGUAUCUUUCCUUCUUCCAAACUCCCUUGUUAGGAAAACCCCAUCUGAUUCUGUCAUUCCAACUAACUUCCAGAUUUGUUUUGAGUGGGGUACGUGGGGAGCAUAGCUUUCCUUCCCUUUCUUGGCCACUGGCCAUCUCCUGCUCAACUCUAUCGUUCACAUUGAUCGAGGAGGCACAGUAGUGGGAUUACUUCAGAACUUACGUCCUAUUUGGGUUUUGGUUAUGAGACUUUUUGCUUUGUUGUAGGCUUACCUCUGGUUAAUGUCUGGGUCAAGCUGAUGUUAAAACAUUGAUCAGUUGGUAUGAUCGCAGGAAAUCCAAAAGGGAAAGAAGUCCUGAAGGUGUCCCAAGGUCCAGAGAGGCCAAUUUGAGGUUAAAUUGCUGGCAGCUAUAGUAACAACUUAGGGGCAAAAAAUACUUUUGAUGUCCCUCUUGAUAGCUCUCUGCAUUUACUCUCAUAACAACUCUCCA
Messenger RNA from Suricata suricatta (meerkat), 2243 nucleotides. It is a transcript of the gene DDB2, whose product is annotated as damage specific DNA binding protein 2. The record is from RefSeq and is a predicted model, not a curated record. Gene Ontology annotation, biological process: DNA repair; response to UV. Gene Ontology annotation, cellular component: nucleus; Cul4-RING E3 ubiquitin ligase complex. The transcript has 9 exons. Gene Ontology annotation, molecular function: damaged DNA binding; protein binding. NCBI's taxonomy places the organism in Eukaryota, Metazoa, Chordata, Mammalia, Carnivora, Herpestidae. The coding region runs from base 52 to 1323 and encodes 423 amino acids.